This is a messenger RNA of Gekko japonicus, 1323 nucleotides long. It is a transcript of the gene RNASEH2B, whose product is annotated as ribonuclease H2 subunit B. The record is from RefSeq and is a predicted model, not a curated record. Gene Ontology annotation, cellular component: nucleoplasm; ribonuclease H2 complex. NCBI's taxonomy places the organism in Eukaryota, Metazoa, Chordata, Lepidosauria, Squamata, Gekkonidae. The transcript is spliced from 10 exons. Gene Ontology annotation, biological process: RNA catabolic process; ribonucleotide metabolic process. The annotation marks the transcript as partial.
CUUCUGUCAUUAACCUGCCAAGGAAGGCUGGGAGCGGGCCGUUAUUUACCAGGCUACGGAACCCAAGUACAGGACAAGCAGCCUUGUACUUGUUCAGCAGUGAUGCUCGUCAGCUCUUUGAAGUAAAAGCUUUCCAUGAAGAAUACCGUUCAUGGUUCAUUGGUCAGGCGGUCCAGCAGGAUGGGCGCCUAUUCUUUGUAACCCGAGUGGAUCCCUUAUUUCUUGUGCUCUUUUACCUUGCCAAGGCAGAGAAAGAGCAAGGGAAGUUCCAGCCACUGGAUCAAAUUCUGGUAGAUGCAGAGUUCUCGUCCUGCACAAUGUUGUUACAGUGUACAGAUAUCUCAAAGUCUAUUCAUCACAUUGUGGAAGAAAAAGAAACAGGUGGUAGGAAAUUUUAUAAAUAUAGUGAAGAGAAAACAUUGAAGUGGCUAACAAAGAAGGUUAACCAGACUGUGAAAGUCUUAAAGGACCAUGAUGUGAGCGUAGGAGGAAAGGUGCAGUCUGCUACUUUUAUCAGCAGUAAGAAGCUGGCUGGUGCCACAGAAGAGGACUACAUUCGCUAUGCUCAUGGUUUAAUAUCGGAAUAUAUUACUGAAGAGCUGAGUACUAUGCUAGCUAAAUAUUUACGACUUCCAGAAGUUGCCGUUCCUCCAAAGGAGCCACUGCCAAAGAAAAGGAAAGUGUCAGAUGCGCCCGUGGAAGCCGAGGAAGAUUAUACCAAGUUUAAUACAAUUGACCUCAAAAGCAAAAAGGCAAACAAGAUGUCAGCUGCUCAGAAAGCUCUGGCAAAAGUUGACAAGAGUGGAAUGAAAGCAAUUUCUUCCUUUUUUGGUUCAAAAAGCAAACCAACAAAAUGAGAAGGAUUUCGGGAUAUAAUUAUUGUUUUCCUUAAACUCCAGCUCCCCCCCCCCCACCUUUGCCUCCAGUUGCCUGGUGUUUCUUGUAUUAAACCUUGGCCUCAGAAGUGGAAAUGUUCAGGUCUAAUAGGAGACUUACUAACAGGGCAGUCCUGUGAAAUCAGUCGACUUAAGCUAGAGUAAGGCACUGUUCAUGGUGUCCUGAUUUUGUUUUGUAGAAUUAGUAUAUUAUAGAAUUGUUCUAUAGAAUUUAUAGAACUGUGCCCAGUUACUCCGGCCUAGGCCUACUGAAAUCAGUGGGUUUAGAGUGGAGUAACUCUGCAAUGGAUUACACUCUACAUUGUAUAAUACCGUAAGAUUUUGCUCUGAAUUUGUUUCCCCAUUGGGAAAAGCACCCGAUUUUGGUAAUUUACUCUUCUAGAGAAGAAGGAUUUGUUAAUUAAUGUGCAGCUUGCAUUAGCUGGGU